Messenger RNA from Arachis ipaensis, 1434 nucleotides. The record is from RefSeq and is a predicted model, not a curated record. NCBI's taxonomy places the organism in Eukaryota, Viridiplantae, Streptophyta, Magnoliopsida, Fabales, Fabaceae.
CUGAUCUGGUGAAAGUGAAACCCUACAAAUUACAAAAGUGAAGCUGCUCUAGUGAUCUUCUUAGCAGCGCUCUCCAGCUGUGUGACGAUCUGUGGGACGAUCUUCUCCAGCGCUGCUCCGGUGACGAUCAUCUCAGCGGCAUUCUCAGACGAAUCGAUGCUUUCAGUUUUCACUCUCUUCUAGCUGUUCCUUGAGCUGUCUUUUUAGUUCAUUUUUUCUGUUUUUUACUUUUCUUUUUCUUCACUCUUGGUGAAAUUGAAGUUUUGGUUGUUGAUCUGUGAUGAACAGAAACGGUGAUUCUGGAUCGAGGAGUUAGGGUUUUGAUUGAGAGCGAUGGGGACAGGGAAGAUCGCGAUAAGGAGGAUCGACAAUUCCACGAGUAGGCAAGUGACGUUCUCGAAGCGAAGGAACGGUUUGUUGAAGAAGGCGAAGGAGCUUGCGAUUUUGUGCGAUGUUGAGGUUGGAGUUAUGAUCUUUUCCAGCACUAACUCUAUGAUUUCUCCAGUACCAGCUGCUCAAGACUCAGAAAAAGGCAAGGGCUGGAAGCGAUUUGAGUUUGACAAGGAUGCGCCUCUUGAAGAUGAGGAAAUUGAAGGUAGCGGAACGAUUUCAUGAACUCUUUGCCCAAACAAAGUAUAAAGAAGCAGCUGAGCUUGCUGCUGAAUCUCUGCAAGGAAUCCUCCGUACACCAGAUACAGUUGCCAAAUUUCAGAGUGUUCCUGUGCAAGCUGGGCAAACUCCUCCACUGUUGCAGUAUUUUGGAACACUUCUAACGAGGGGGAAGUUGAAUGCCUUUGAGUCAUUAGAAUUGUCUCGGCUGGUUGUGAACCAGAACAAGAAAAAUCUUUUGGAGAAUUGGUUGGCAGAGGACAAGCUUGAGUGCAGUGAGGAGCUAGGAGAUCUUGUUAAGACUGUGGAUAACGAUCUUGCUUUAAAAAUAUAUAUCAAAGCCAGAGCAACUCCAAAAGUUGUUGCCGCAUUUGCUGAGAGGAGGGAGUUCGAUAAAAUUCUGAUUUACUCCAAGCAGGUUGGGUACACUCCUGACUACCUCUUCCUUCUUCAAACAAUCCUCCGGACAGAUCCUCAGGGUGCUGUUAAUUUUGCAUUAAUGAUGUCUCAAAUGGAAGGGGGUUCCCCACUUGAUUACAACACUAUAACUGAUCUGUUUCUUUAGAGAAACCUGAUCCGUGAGGCAACUGCUUUUCUCCUAGACGUUUUAAAGCCCAAUCUACCGAAGCAUGCAUUCCUUCAGACAAAGGUGUUAGAGAUAAAUCUGGUGACUUUCCCCAAUGUUGCUGAUGCAAUUUUGGCUAAUGGCAUGUUCAGCCAUUAUGACCGUCCUCGUAUUGCCCAACUAUGUGAAAAAGCUUGUCUUUAUGUGCGAGCUUUACAACAUUACAGAGUUGCCUGAUAUAAAGCGUGUGAUUGUGAAUA